GGUGUCGAGUUUAGUUGCGAGUCGAACGCCAAGACGGGAGGUUGUCGCACCCUAGCCACCGACCCUUGCUCUGAGAAUACUCUGGAAUUUGGAACGUUUUCGUGGUCAUUAUUAGUGACAUUAAAUUCAGUGGACGUUUGUUUGUGUGGAAAUUUAAACAUUCACUGAGUGACUUAAAAUCGUGUCUCAUUUUACUAACUGCGAAUACGCAGCAUUAAACCAAUGUAGUUACAUAACAAAAGCUACAGAAUAUAAUUAAAGAACUGUUCUGAUAAAUGGUAAUCUAGAGGAAAGAGAUCAUGUAUGAAUUAAAGUCAAUAAAACGAGGGAGAAGUGGUGUAGAGGCAUCACUAACAACGCCACGACUAAUGUGCGCCAGGAAGUGAAGAAUUGAGACAAUGACGGAGACACCACCUACACCCCUACUGACACCACCUACACCUCCCCACUGACACCACCGUAACACUUAAGGAUCACUGACGAUACUUGAGUGACACUUGUGAUAACGCUCAACAGAGCUAGUGACAAUUUUGUUUUAAGCCCAUGCUAAUUCCAUUAUAAACACUGUUUUAAGCCCAUGCUAAUUCCAUUAUAAACACUGUUUUAAGCCCAUGCUAAUUCCAUUAUAAACACUUGGUGCCGACUGUGCUCUUCAGUUGUGCUUAAAACUGGCACCUUUAAGAAGCUCAAGACACUGAUGGUCGCACUAACAAACUAAGGGCCGCGGGCAGAACUUGACGGAGAUUGAACAAAACUUAAAUAAACCCUGACAACAGCAAAGAAUUCCGGCAAUAACCGAAGUACUCCUGACAACACUAGGGAGCCCUGACAACACUAGGGAGCCCUGACAACACUAGGGAACCCCUGACAACACUAGGGAACCCUGAAAACAUUACUGAGCCCUGCCAACACACAGGAGCCCUGACAACAUACAGGAGCCCUGCCAACACACAGGAGCCCUGGCAACAUUACUGAGCCCUGCCAACACACAGGAGCCCUGACAAUAUACAGGAGCCCUGCCAACACACAGGAGCCCUGCCAACACACAGGAGCCCUGCCAACACACAGGAGCCCCGGCAACACACAGGGGCCCUGCCAACACACAGGGGCCCUGACAACAUUACGAAGCCCUGACAACACACAGGAGCCCUGAUAACACACAGGAGCCCUGGCACCACUAGAGAGACCUGACAACAUUACGGAGCCUUGAUAACACACAGGAGCCCUGACAACACACAGGAGCCCUGACAACACACAGGAGCCCUGACAACAUUACGAAGCCCUGACAACACACAGGAGCCCUGACAACACACAGGAGCCCUGACAACACACAGGAGCCCUGACAACAUUACGGAGCCCUGACAGCAUUACGGAGCCCUGACAACACACAGGAGCCCUGACAACAUUACGGAGCCCUGACAACACAGGAGCCCUGAUAACACACAGGAGCCCUGAAAAUACACAGGAGCCCUGACAACACACAGGAGCCCUGACAACACAGGAGCCCUGAUAACACACAGGAGCCCUGACAACACACAGGAGCCCUGAUAACACACAGGAGCCCUGAAAACACACAGGAGCCCUGACAACACACAGGAGCCCUGACAACACACAGGAGCCCUGACAACACACAGGAUCCCUGACAACAUUACGGAGCCCUGACAACACACAGGAGCCCUGACAACAUUACGGAGCCCUGACAACACACAGGAGCCCUGACAACACACAGGAUCUCUGACAACACACAGGAGCCCUGGCAACACACAGGAGCCCUGACAACAUUACGGAGCCCUGACAACACACAGGAGCCCUGACAACACACAGGAGCCCUGACAACACACAGGAGCCCUGACAACACACAGGAGCCCUGACAACACACAGGAGCCCUGACAACACACAGGAGCCCUGACAACACACAGGAGCCCUGACAACACACAGGAGCCCUGACAACAUUACGGAGCCCUGACAACACACAGGAGCCCUGACAACACACAGGAGCCCUGACAACACACAUGAGCCCUGACAACACACAGGAGCCCUGACAACACACAGGAGCCCUGACAACACACAGGAGCCCUAACAGCACACAGGAGCCCUGACAACACACAGGAGCCCUAACAACACACAGGAGCCCUGACAACACACAGGAGCCCUGACAACACACAGGAGCCCUGACAACAUUACGGAGCCCUGACAACACACAGGAGCCCUGACAACACACAGGAGCCCUGACAACACACAGGAGCCCUGACAACACACAGGAGCCCUGACAACACCUGAGAAAAUUGGCAGCACCAAAAGACAGGUUGAUCGCUGAAGAAGACUGGACAAGGGACACCGGGCCGCUGUGUAUUAUAGCUCGCACCUGGCGGCCGCCAAGAUGAUCAUCAGUAAAGAUCUACAGGACAUUCUUGAAGGAGUGCACUACUUCCUGAGCGAGGCGCUGCCGGGGGAGCCCCUGAGCGGGAAGCUGGAAUGUCUUCGUCGUGGGCUGGUGAUGCAGCUGGAGGCGCUGGCUCUGGCCUACCCCACCCUCAGGAUACGGGCCCGCUCCUCCACCUCCCUCCCCUACCUCGCCAUGGACCAGGCCAACCUCCACAUUGGGCAGCACUUGAGCGAGAGUAUGAGCAGCGGCAGCAGCGGCUCCAACAGCUACAGUAACAGCUCGAGCGGGGACGGCCUGGUGACGGGUCCUGGCCGGGGCGGCUGUGACACCCUCCACCGUCAGCUCCUCCUGCAGGAUGAAGAAUAUGAAGACUUUCAAGAUAACAAAAGAAAUAGUGGAAUCAUAGAAGAGAGGUCAGAGAGAAGUCGGGAGGAUGCUGAUGAAAAGGAGGAUGCUGAAGACGUUUAUAUGGAAGCUGUUGAAGCUAUGCCCUUUAGUAGCAUCAUAGCCACCUGUGAUAGACAUGGGGUGCUCAUAAAGAAAACCAAAGGUCUCCUAAGGAAUGUGAAGAGCUACCAUUGUGUGGCAGCCAAUGGGAUGCUCUACCUCUAUCUCAAGGAGGCAGAUGAAAGGCAACGCAAGACAAUUGAUCUAACAGGAUACUCAGCAAGACCAGCAACUGGUGAAGACAUUCGAGACCAGCGAAAAAGAGAUGCAGCAUUUGAAAUCGUUGGCCCAGGAAAGAAGACACAUACGUUUAUUGCACGGACAGCUCGUGAUAAAAUGGAUUGGUUGGCUGCCAUAGAUCACUCCAUUAAGUAUGGCAGAAUCCGCAUACAAUCUUCCAGUAGUUCUGUAGCAGAAGCAGUCGCAUAUAAUAAUACAAGUGGAGACACGUUUAAAGGAGGUACUGAAUUAAUCCUGCCACCGAAAGCUCCUCUACCUCUACAGAUAAUACAUAGAAAGGAUGACAAGCCUGCAGAUGAAUAUUUUUAUUAUCAUGAUGUUGCUAGUGAUGUCAGAGAUGAAGUGUAUGAGGAAGUAGAUCCUGAAGGCAUGGUGGUGGGGAACAUUGAGACACUACCACCACCGCCACCGCCACUAUCUCAACCCCCGGAUUAUGACCCGAUAUAUCCUGAUGACUUCCCACAACCUCCCUCUUUGACUCCAUUACCAUCAACGCCCAGUUUAAGAAGACCCCCUCCGGGACGACCACCACUUCCAGAUGUUCUCCAAGAUCGAUUAAACAAACAAGCAGUAAGACCACUUCCUGAUGCUCCACCAGAACCCAAUGAGGGUGAUGAUCCUAUUGGCAUUUAUUGUGAAAUUGAAGAAGACAUAGUUGAAAUUGGCCGUGAAAAUCUGAUGAAGACUCUUGAAGCACAGAAAGACAGUAGCAAAAUGGAAGGUGUAAACUCUAAUUCAGAUACAGAAAUUUCAGUUUUCUCUGAUGGUUUACAUCACCAGAAGACUACUGAAAUGCCAUCUAUCAAUUCAAGAUCAUCAUCAAACUCCUUAGUUGGAUUUCUCAGUGAUGAAAUAUUUAUGAAUAUAUCAGAAUUUAGUCCUUCACAUCACUUACAAAAAUAUCCUUUAAGGUCAUCUAACCCGAUAACACCACCCAAAUUACCUCCUAAAGGGAUUCCAAUUCCUUCAGUAGUGGAUGAUGAUUCUGAAUAUAAGGUGCCCUGCAUAGUUCCAAACAUAGAUGCUGAAUAUCAAAUUCCACCCUCAAAUCCCAUUCCUACUGAUGCUGAAGAAAUAGCUGAACCUGAAACAGUGCACGAAAUUUCAGGACCCAUACCUACAGCUUCUCAGAUGUACCAAGUUCCUCCUUCUCAGACCAUUGUCUCCAUCAAGCCAAAUGUAAAUGAAAGAAAAAACUCAAUUAUUGAAGAAUGCUCCAGACCAAUGAGUUCAUUUUUAAGUGGGCAAGAAGAUCCCUACCCAAAAAGCACCUUAAAAGCUUUAACAAAACGAUUUGAAAAGAUAGAAGACAUUCAGGCCAGAGACGGAACAAGAGAGAUUCAACAGUCAUGUCAGGGAACAUCAGUUAAGGAUAUAAUUGCACGAAUAAAUAAAAAUAAAACCAUAGCUGAAAAGGAUGAUCACCUUAAAAGUAGAGAGGAACCAGUUUGCUCUGCUGUUACUGCAAAUGAUAAAGAGGAUGAUAUGCCUCCUAAAUCUAAUCUCCCUAUUGAAAAUACAAUACCAGCAACAGUUUCUGAGCAGAAAUUGAUUAAACCAGUGUUACCGCCUAGGCCACAUAACCUCAUAAAUGGAACUACAAUAACACAGAAAAGCAUGCCACCAAUUGAGGAAAUCAAGAGCUCUAAUUCAACAUUAGAAAAUGGGGAUGCAUCUGAUGAUGACCAUUAUGAAACACCAGAUGACAACAGCUUUGAAGGCAAUCAUCAGCAAGACUCUCAAGGUGAAGAUGCAAUUGCUCCAUGGAGAACUGUGCCAGAGACAACAGGAGAUUGGUAUGUAGCAAAGUUUGCCUUUGUGGCUACCAUUGACCAGGCACUAAGCUUCAACCGGGGUGAUGUUAUUUUAAUACAUGAUACAACAGGCAAUUCCGGCUGGUGGAAGGCAACGCAUAAAGGACGUUCUGGUCUUGUGCCACGAGAGUACCUCAAAAAGAAGGAUUAAUGUGCAUAACCACAUUCAUAACUGUACAGUAUUGAAAGUUGUACAAUGUAUCAGUGUACAAGGAGAAUUAAAUCGUGAAAAUUAAGCUCAUUCUUUCGAUUUUACGAGCAUCUAAUUUGUAUAUGUUUGCCUAAUUAUAAGUACAUGGAACUACAUUAACUCAUAUAUCCUAUUGAGGCUGAUGUUCAUUAACCAAAGAAUGCAUACAAAUUGGUUCAUUUGUAUUUAGGGGUCCAGGUACUACAGUUGUGGUCAUUCUUGACUCGGUCAGGAAUUUUGGAUUUGAACCCCCGGGUGGAACAGAAAUGGUUGGGUUAGUUUCUUGUCGCCUAAUACCUUGUUCACUUUGCAGUAAAUAGGUACCCCAUGAGUUAGUUAGCUUGUUGCGGGGUUACAUCCUGGGAAGGGUCAGUAAUUCCACCCUGGGGAAACCUCAGUAUAAGCCUAACAUGCAUAUCCUGCAUUAUUAAUUACUAAAAAAGAAUUAAAAUUAAUUAUAUACACUGGCUACCUGUUCCUUGACACAAUGAAUUUUUAUUAUUAUUAUUAUUAUUAUUAUUAUGAUUAUUAUUAUUAUUAUAAUUAUUUCCUCAAAAACUAUUCAAUUUGUAUAUUUAUGUUCAUAGCAUGCACACACAGUGAUGCAGUAAUUGUGAGGAUGGUUUGGAAAAAUAAUACAAAUACAAUUGAUCUAUGAAAUUAGUGUACUGUACCAACACACCUUUUAUUGGGUUCCCAUUAUCAGGCUUAUAUUGAGGUCUUCUCCCCACUCCCUCCCUGUGCCAGUAACUGACUCCCCAGCAUGCAACCCACAAUAGUUGCCUAAAUCCUGAGUACCUAUUUACUGCUAGGGUAACUGAAGCUGACCAUAUAGUCACCUAUGUAGUUGUUGGUAAAACCCAAUGAUGCUUAACCUGACAGUGAUAUAUACUUAAGCCGCCAUGACACAUCCGAUGGAUAGCCAUAGAGCUGACAAAAUUUCUAGUCAGAUGUAUUUCGGCUCAUUAACCAUAUUAUGUUAUUUGGAGAGAGCAACAAUGCAAUCAAUCGAUAAAUGUGAAAACUUUUUAUUUGAUAUUAAAAUUUUGGUUCAUAGAAAAAAAUAAAAAAUAGUACAUCCUUCAUAUAACCUGUCCUCUCAAAUAAUAUAUCGCAUUUGGACGUCAAAAUCCUCAAUGGACAAAACAUGAUGCACUAUAAAUCAUAACAGGUCACAAACAACCACUUUUUCUAUACAUGGAUAGAAAAUGUGGUAAGUUAGAUUAGGUUAUGCAUAGACAGAUGCAUUACUAAUAUAGUGUACUGUAAUUGUUUUAUAUUAUAUAAACAGUUGACAGCAGGUGCAUAACCCCGAUAUUCAGCAAACUUUUAUUCUUCUUUAUUUUAUGUCAGCCGUACUCUUUUGAUACACAGUUUUUGUUUUGUCCCGUGUUUGUUGACCUCACUCUGGCCCCUAUGUCACGGGUUUGACCAGGUGUGUAACAUGGGCUUCAACAGGUGUGAAACAUUAGCUUAAGCUGGUGUGUGGCAUGGGCUUGAUAAGGAUUGUGACAUGGGCUUGAGCAGGUGUGUGACAUGGGCUUGAGCAGGCAUGUGUCAUAGACUUGAAUAGGUACUAUAUGUGACAUGGGGUUAAUCCAGUGUGUAACAUGGGGCUGAGCCAGUGUGUAACAUGAGGCUGAGCCAGUGUGUAACAUGAGGCUGAGCCAGUGUGUAACAUGGGGGCUGAGCCAGUGUGUAACAUGGGGGCUGAGCCAGUGUGUAGCGAGGCUGAGCCAGUGUGUAACAUGGGGCUGAGCCAGUGUGUAACAUGGGGCUGAGCCAGUGUGUAACAUGGGGCUGAGCCAGUGUGUAACAUGGGGCUGAGCCAGUGUGUAACGAGGCUAAGCCAGUGUGUAACAUGGGGCUGAGCCAGUGUGUAACGAGGCUAAGCCAGUGUGUAACAUGGGGCUGAGCCAGUGUGUAACGAGGCUGAGCCAGUCUGUAACAUGGGGCUGAGCCAGUGUUUAACAUGGGGUUGAGCCAGUGUGUAACAUGGGGUUAAGCCAGUGUGUAACAUGAGGUUAAGCCAGUGUGUAACAUGGGGCUGAGCCAGUGUGUGACAUGGGGUUAAGCCAGUGUGUGACAUGGGGCUGAGCCAGUGUGUGACAUGGGGUUGAGCCAGUGUGUGUGACAUGGGGCUGAGCCAGUGUGUGUGACAUGGGGCUAAGCCAGUGUGUGACAUGGGGCUGAGCUAGUGUGUGACAUGGGGUUAAGCCAGUGUGUGACAUGGGGUUGAGCCAGUGUGUGUGACAUGGGGCUGAGCCAGUGUGUAACAUGAGGCUGAGCCAGUGUUUAACAUGGGGUUGAGCCAGUGUGUAACAUGGGGUUAAGCCAGUGUGUAACAUGAGGUUAAGCCAGUGUGUAACAUGGGGCUGAGCCAGUGUGUGACAUGGGGUUAAGCCAGUGUGUGACAUGGGGCUGAGCCAGUGUGUGACAUGGGGUUGAGCCAGUGUGUGUGACAUGGGGCUGAGCCAGUGUGUGUGACAUGGGGCUGAGCCAGUGUGUGACAUGGGGUUAAGCCAGUGUGUGACAUGGGGUUAAGCCAAUGUGUGACAUGGGGUUGAGCCAGUGUGUGUGACAUGGGGUUAAGCCAUGGGGUGAGAAAUUACAUCAUGGAGUUAAAACUAUUUUGUCAGAAAUUAAUAAUUAUCAAAACAAAAAUAUUAACACAUAUUUUAAAACAAUAUUUUGUAUAAUUUAAGAAACUGGAUUAUAAAUUAUUUGAAGUUUAUAUUUCAAAUUUUAUAAAUUUGAAUCACAGAAAGAAUCUGUAUUACAUAAGGAUGCAAUAGGUAAUUAUACAGUAUAGUUCAUUAGCCCAGGCCCUUGAAAAUGCUUUACAAAAUACCACACAAAACAACUAAACAAAUAAUAAUUAUGCUUGUAAUUUGCCUGGUUUAUGUAUAUUUAUGGUUAUAAAAAUAGUACAAUAUUAUAAUUUUUCCAUCCACUGAAGGUACUGCACACCCAACACUUAAUACUUCAAGACCCGGCACUGGUUUUUUCAAAGCAUUUCCUGGAUGAUUCUUCAAGUUAGUGUUAAGAAAUGAACUAUCAUGUGACUUAACUAUUAACAACAAAUAUGUAAUAUUGAAAAUGUUUGAAAAUGUUAAAGUAAAUUUAACCUGUCUUGAUCAGUGGUAUUUUGUUCUCCAUUCCUUAAGGAAGAUGUCUCGUGUAGAAUUUCUCAUGACUUUUUUUUCACAAAUGGAAGAGUCAUCACUUUCACUGAGAAGCAAAGUUUAUACAUGUGUAAUGUGUAUUGAAUGAGUAGCAUCAGAGGUAGAACAUUUCUGAAUGACAAAGCCUGAGUGCGUGGGGGAUUGUGUGAAAAUCCUGUUCUGGCUUCAGUGGAAGCCUCAGGAAACCCUCGUGUGUUCAGUAGAACAAAGGCAAUCCUUUUACCAUGUCGUUGCCAGGUUAUCUGGGACGUAUAUGUAAGAAUAUCCACUGCAUAGGUUCGAAUCCUCAUCACUGGCUCCAACAGAUUUUCUCAUUGAUACAUCACGUUUGUGUGAUUACUCUGUGAACAUUUGCAAAGUUUAUACAUAUGCACAAGUGAGAGCAAAUAUAAGAAAUAAAGAACACUUAAGAAAAUUGCAUGUUGAAGCAAAAUGAGAGAGAAUGAAUGUGUAAAUAGUAAGUAAAAAGGCUGUGUAAGGGUGGAGGAAAUGUGAAAGACCACCAGGAGAUGCUGCAAUGUGUCUGCAGCUAAAGAAAAGUAUCACAGACAUAUCACAUGGAUAAGCAAGGCCAGUUGGUCUACAGCGCUACUUGCUGGGAACAAGUUAGUCUAAAUUUGAAAUGACACAUAGAUUUGUGGCUGUCAAUGACUUGUACAAUUGUUGUAAAGGACAUAUUUAUUUAGUAUAAAUUUUAAGCUUCUUAAUUUAAAGACUGCACGUUACAAAUAAGGUAAAUGUGCUUUUUGGACAACAAUUUUUUUAUUCAGCACUAUUAUUAAUAAACAAUAGCUUAAAAAUAUCUCAACUCUUGGUUUGAGGUAAUAAAUGUGAUGUGUAACAAUGUUGACCAAGUAGGAUUGCAAAUAUCUAAAAUUCAAUGUUUACACAGCAAGUAUAUUUUUGUUAUGAAUACCAUUUUUAGUGUCUUUGCUGUUAUGCAUUAUUUUUAGAAAACAUUGCUAAAUAUCUUUACUAGUCUGUAAUGCCAAAUAAGAGUACAGUAUGUACCAGUUAUUUCAUAAACUUGUUUACUGUAAAUACACAAUGCCAAAUAUGUACUAAAUGCCACAAUAAAGUAAAUAUUAUUAUUAUAAA
Molecule: messenger RNA, 9360 nt
Organism: Procambarus clarkii (red swamp crayfish)
Lineage: Eukaryota; Metazoa; Arthropoda; Malacostraca; Decapoda; Cambaridae
Source: RefSeq, a predicted model, not a curated record